AUGCCAGUGGCGCCAAACUCACUAUCGUCCCACUGGCGCCAAACUCAUCAUCGUUCCACUGGCGCCAAACUCAUCAUCGUUCCACUGGCGCCAAACUCACCAUCGUCCCACUGGCGCCAAACUCAUCAUCGUUCCACUGGCGCCAAACUCACUAUCGUCCCACUGGCGCCAAACUCACUAUCGUCCCACUGGCGCCAAACUCAUCAUCGUUCCACUGGCACCAAACUCACCAUCGUCCCACUGGCGCCAAACUCAUCAUCGUUCCACUGGCGCCAAAUUCAUCAUCGUCCCACUGGCGCCAAACUCAUCAUCGUUCCACUGGCGCCAAACUCAUCAUCGUUCCACUGGCGCCAAACUCACUAUCGUCCCACUGGCGCCAAACUCAUCACCGUUCCACGGGCGCCAAACUCACCAUCGUCCCACUGGCGCCAAACUCACCAUCGUCCCACUGGCGCCAAACUCACCAUCGUCCCACUGGCGCCAAACUCAUCAUCGUUCCACGGGCGCCAAACUCACCAUCGUCCCACUGGCGCCAAACUCACCAUCGUCCCACUGGCGCCAAACUCACCAUCGUCCCACUGGCGCCAAAUUCACCAUCGUUCCACUGGCGCCAAACUCACCAUCGUCCCACUGGCGCCAAACUCACCAUCGUCCCACUGGCGCCAAAUUCACCAUCGUUCCACUGGCCCCAAACUCACCAUCGUCCCACUGGCGCCAAACUCACCAUCGUCCCACUGGCGCCAAACUCACCAUCGUCCCACUGGCGCCAAACUCACCAUCGUCCCACUGGCGCCAAACUCACCAUCGUCCCACUGGCGCCAAACUCACCAUCGUCCCACUGGCGCCAAACUCACCAUCGUCCCACUGGCGCCAAACUCACCAUCGUCCCACUGGCGCCAAACUCACCAUCGUCCCACUGGCGCCAAACUCACCAUCGUCCCACUGGCGCCAAACUCACCAUCGUCCCACUGGCGCCAAACUCACCAUCGUCCCACUGGCGCCAAACUCACCAUCGUCCCACUGGCGCCAAACUCACCAUCGUCCCACUGGCGCCAAACUCACCAUCGUCCCACUGGCGCCAAACUCACCAUCGUCCCACUGGCGCCAAACUCACCAUCGUCCCACUGGCGCCAAACUCACCAUCGUCCCACUGGCGCCAAACUCACCAUCGUUCCACUGGCGCCAAAUUCACCAACGUCCCACUGGCGCCAGUGA
Procambarus clarkii (red swamp crayfish) is the source of this 1215-nucleotide messenger RNA. Lineage: Eukaryota; Metazoa; Arthropoda; Malacostraca; Decapoda; Cambaridae. The record is from RefSeq and is a predicted model, not a curated record.